This is a messenger RNA of Pistacia vera, 2048 nucleotides long. Its product is annotated as ACT domain-containing protein ACR3. The record is from RefSeq and is a predicted model, not a curated record. Lineage: Eukaryota; Viridiplantae; Streptophyta; Magnoliopsida; Sapindales; Anacardiaceae. The transcript has 10 exons. Bases 511 to 1866 code for a protein of 451 amino acids.
CUAUUCCAAUAGAACAUUUGAGAGAGAGAGAGAAAAAAGACAUAAUAAAACCUAUGUCAAGACUCAAGUCAAGUGCUUUUCCGACGUAGAAAGCAGAGUUAAAAGCUAUAAAACCACUCCCUUCUGCUUCUGCUUCUACUUCUACUUCUUUGUUACCCACCCACCCCUUCUUUCUAACUCUCUCUGUGUGUUGAAGAUGUGAAAGUGCUUUUGCUUUCUGUUGGAAUUUCGGAGGAACUUUAAUUUCAAGGUUUCUUCGAGAUUUCUUCGCCUACAGAAAUCAAGUAACUGCAACUUCAUCAUCUCAAUUCUCUCUAACUGCAAUGAAGUAGAAGUAGUGACUCAAUGAGCAGGUCUACGAACAAAGGAUUGGCUUUGUGACUCUGUCGUUCUGGAUGGUUGUGCGAGCUAAAUCCUCAACAAGUAGAUCUUCUCUGUAAGCAAGGAAUUAACUCCUCUGUGACACAGGAAGGCAGAGGCAUCAAUCUGGUUGAUUAAAGUCUGAUUUAAAUGGCUAGUGCUUGUUGGCCCUACUUCGAUCCCGAGUAUGAAAACAUGAGCAUCAGAAUUAAUCCUCCAAGGGUGUCUGUUGAUAAUUGUAGUUGCCGUGAGUGUACUCUAGUCAAGGUUGACAGUGUGAACAAACCUGGAAUAUUACUGGAAGUUGUGCAAAUUCUAUCAGAUCUUGACCUUAUUAUCACAAAGGCUUACAUUUCCUCUGAUGGCGGAUGGUUCAUGGAUGUAUUCCAUGUCAAUGAUCAACAGGGGAAAAAGAUUACAGAUAGCAAAACGAUUGACUACAUAGAGAAGGCUCUAGGACCAAAGGCCUACAUCAAAGAUGGAGUCAAGUCUUGGCCAAGCAAACAGGUUGGUGUGCACUCCGUUGGCGAUCAUACAGCCAUUGAACUCAUUGGCAGGGACCGCCCAGGUCUCUUAUCCGAGAUAUCUGCUGUCCUUACCAACCUCCGGUUCAAUGUGGCGGCUGCUGAAGUUUGGACGCACAACAGGCGAAUAGCAUGCGUUGUCUAUGUCAAUGAUGAUACCACAUGCCGUGCUGUGGAUGAUCCCACCAGAUUAUCAACUAUGGAGGAGCAGCUCAAGAACAUCUUACGUGGGUGUGAGGAUGAUGACAAAGUGGGUAGAACCAGUUUCUCCAUGGGGUUCACCCAUGUUGAUAGACGACUUCACCAAAUGUUUUUCGCUGAUAGAGAUUAUGAAAGCGGUGGAGUAACAACCGAGGCUGAUCAUCCUUCCUCCUUCAAACCGAAGAUCACAGUUGAGGGCUGUGAGGACAAAGGUUACUCGGUGGUUAAUGUCCAGUGCAAGGAUCGGGCCAAGUUGAUGUUUGACAUUGUGUGUACAUUGACAGAUAUGCAAUAUGUUGUUUUUCAUGCCACCAUUUCAUCUGACGCCCCCUAUGCAUCACAGGAGUAUUAUAUUCGUCACAUGGACGGCUGCAUACUCGAUACUGAAGGAGAGAAAGAAAGGGUCAUCAAAUGCUUAGAAGCUGCAAUUCUGAGGAGAGUAAGCGAGGGUCUUAGUCUAGAGCUGUGUGCAAAAGACAGAGUAGGAUUGCUAUCCGAAGUAACAAGAAUUCUGCGAGAGAACGGAUUAUCUGUUUCAAGAGCAGGUGUAACAACAAUAGGAGAGCAAGCGAUGAACGUGUUUUACGUGAGGGAUGCUUCAGGGAAUCCUGUAGACAUGAAGACGAUUGAAUCGCUUCGUAAAGAAAUUGGACAUACAAUGAUGCUUAAUGUGAAGAAGAAUCCUGUAAAUGCCAAUAAGGAAACUCAAGAUCAGGCAAGCACUGGAUGGGCCAAAACAGGCUUCUUCUUUGGAAACCUGUUCGAGAAGUUAUUGGCUUGAGAAUUUCAUAUAUAACUAUGUCCAUAUAACUGUAACAGACACAAUGAAAGUUGUAAUGAAUAAUAAAAACUGUUUAGUGAAAGAAAAAAUGGACAGGCUUGUAAUGGUAGAAUUUCCCCUUGAAAUUGUAUGCCUUGUUGAAGACAUGCAUUGAUGAAUGCAAACUCUCAAGUUUAAACUUU